GUAUGUAUAUUGCUUGAUUGUUCUACCCUGUUCCCACUCUCCCUACCCCCCGUGUUCUGUGAUUACCGGGACUUCUCAAGUACCGCAUCAGUUUAGACUGAUGUCGACGGAACAGGACACCGGGGGACUGCCACGACGCAGUGCCAGAAUCGCAGUUCGUGCCCGCCCUGCAGUACCUCCAAGACCGAAGAAACUCAGCAGACGGACGACUUCAGCAGCAUCAAGUACGACAUUGACGGUACAAAAUGCCACCGGAGAUCAUCCCGCAUACCCAGUCCGAGGAGCCAACGAGCCAGCGGCUGAUUAUCGUGGGCGGCUACUGGCAUUUUCAAAAGUCGUAGCUGCCGUCGAGGCCCGGAAGGAGAUAGCAGAGGCAGAACGUCAGCGGCUAGCCAAUGAAGCGGCAGCCGAAGCUCAGCGAACGACUGAGACUGACGCAGCGACACGAGACAUACGGAAUGCCAGCAGCACGGAGUCCUUGAUUGCUUGUGAGCAUCAGUGGACGACGRUACUCCAAGACAUGAUCUUUGUGCCUACAGAAGCGCAGGCAGACCCGACACCGGCGGAGGCAGAGAGAAGUAACCUGGCUAACUUGCUGCUGGGCAUGAUGAGAGGUAUUAUGUGGAAUAAUACACUGCUGCAGUCACAUCUGCGCACGGACGCGACGCAGCGACAAACAUACGAGAAUGAUAUAACUACGUUAACAACUGCUAUCCGCACAGAGGCAACGCAGCAGCAGCAACAGCAUCAACUGUUGAAUUCCACUAUCACACGCGUCAACAGCAUAGAGGCUAACACCUCAGCAGCGCCAGGCUGCACGACAGACGUGAYGAAGCAACUCAACGAGCGCAUCGAUCACGUCGUCACCAUCAUCGGCGACAUAAGUACGUUCACUGGACCAGACUCGAUCAGCAGCAUGGUGGCCGCCAUCAAGACGGACCUCACCAAGCUACAGACGAGACCAGAAGCCGCUACAAAGACAAUUCGCGACGCCAUUGCUCGGAAUUACGUCGAGGAGAUGGACCUUGUAUUCUUGCAUGCUCUCCCCUCGCCGGACGGACCAGCCGCGUCAGCGCCGGACCCACGCAUUUCUCACCUCUUGGACGAGUAUAGAGACGUCUUCGAGGCUCCCACCGGAACGGUUCCGGAUCGGCCCAUACGUCACGGGAUCACUCUCGAGGCAGGCGCCGUCCCUCCGCGUGGAUGUAUCUACCGCAUGAGUGAAGAGGAACUCGAAGUGCUUCGCGCACAACUCGAUGACCUUCUUGACAAGGGCUGGAUUCGCCCUAGUUGCUCGCCAUACGGUGCACCGGUUCUCUUCGUCCGGAAGAAGAACAAAGAUCUACGGUUAUACAUCGACUAUCGAAAACUUAACGCACAAACCGUAAAGAACGCCGGCCCUCUCCCUUGGAUUUAUGAUCUCCUUGAGCGGUUAGGCGGCGCGACGUACUUCUCGAAGUUGGAUCUGAAGUCAGGUUACCACCAGACUGAAAUCCAGCCUCAAGACCGGUACAAGACCGCGUUCAAGACGCGGUAUGGGCAUUUUGAGUGGGUGGUCAUGCCAUUUGGCCUCACCAAUGCCCCCGCAACGUUUCAAGCAGCGAUGACGACUGAGUUUCGCGACUUGCUCGAUCGCAGCGUCCUCAUCUACCUUGAUGAUAUCUUGGUUUAUAGUAGGACGUUGGACGAGCACAUCGUACACCUUCGCGGUGUUUUGAAUCGUUUGCGACUAGCCAAGUACAAAGCGAAUCUCGACAAGUGCGAAUUCGCCAGGCAAGAGCUUGAAUACUUGGGCUAUUUUGUCACGUCGAAAGGCAUUCGUCCCUUAGCGGACAAGAUCCAAGCCAUCGUGGAUUGGCCGGAAACCCGUUGCACGACGAAUGUACGCUCUUUCAUGGGUUUGGCUGGAUACUAUCAGCGAUUCGUCGAGUCAUACUCGAAAGUGGCCGCUCCUUUGUCAAGACUUCAGUCCCCGAAGUUCAUGGGUGUACCAACUGAGCUAGGCUAGAUGGUAAAUCAUUUGUUUCCAUCGGUUCUGCACUGCAAUUGCAGCUAAGACGA
Chara braunii is the source of this 2061-nucleotide messenger RNA. The record is from the annotation of a GenBank genome assembly. NCBI's taxonomy places the organism in Eukaryota, Viridiplantae, Streptophyta, Charophyceae, Charales, Characeae.